AUGUAUUACAAGUUCAGCGGCUUCACGCAGAGGCUGGUGGGGGCCGGCGCUUCCGCCGCCUACGCCCCGCAGGUAACGGAGGCAGCCGCGCUCUCGGGCCGCCGGGAGCUUGACCUUCACAGCUGCGCUUCACGUAGAGGAGAGACUUCCCUACGGGGCCCCACGAGGUCCAGUUCUCGCAAUGACCUAAAGCGAGACCUCUCUCUAACCCUCCACAGUGGGGAAGCCCAGCCAGAUGGGCGGGGUAUAAAUAAUAAAUUAUUAUUAUUAUUAUUAUUAUUAUUACUAUUAUUCAUUGAGGAGCGGGGAAGGCGGAAUGGAGAAGCGAGCUUCAUGUAUUCCACGUGCUUCUGUGGCUGCCCACCAGGUGUUCCCUGGGCGGCUUGCAAGGAAGCGUUGCAGCAGAGAAUAUUUGAAAUAUAAUAUGGUUGGUGUCAAAAAUAAAUAAAUAAAUAAAUAAAUAAAUAAUUUAUUUAUACCCUGCCCAUUGGCUGGGUCUCCCCAGCCAGUCUGGCGGCUUCCAAUAGAAUAUUAAAAUACAAUAGUCAGUUAAACAUUAAAAGCUUCCCUAAACAGGGCUGCCUUCAGAUGUCUUCUAAAAGUCUGGUAGUUGUUUUUCUCUUUGACAUCUGGUGGGAGGGAGUUCCACAGGGCAGGUGCCACUACUGAGAAGGCCCUCUGCCUGGUUCCCUGUAACCUCCCUUCUUGCAGUGAGGGAACUGCCAGAAGGCCCUCGGCGCUGGACCUCAGUGUCUGGGCAGAACAAUGGGGGUGGAUAUGCUCUGUCAGGUAUACUGGACUGAGGCCGUUUAGGGCUUUAAAGGUCAGCACCAACUCUUUGACUUGUGCUCGGAAAUGUACUGGGAGCCAGUGUAGGUCUUUCAAGGCUGGUCUCGGCGGCUGCUUCCAGUCACUAGUCUAGCUGCCACAUUCUGGAUUAGUUGUACUUUCCGGGUCACCUUCAAAGGUAGCCUCACAUAGAGCGCAUUGCAGCAGUCCAAGCGAGAGAUAACUAAAGCAUGCACCACUCUGGCGAGACAGUCUGCAGACAGAUAGGGUCUCAGCCUGCAUACCAGAUGGAGCUGGUAAACAGCUGCCCUGGACGCAGAAUUGACCUGCACCUCCAUGGACAGCUGUGAGUCCAGAAUGACUCCCAGGCUAUGCACCUGGUCCUUCAGGGGCACAGUUACCCCAUUCAGGACCAGGGAGUCCUCCACACCUGCCCGCCUCCUGUCCCCCCAAAACAGUACUUCUGUCUUGUCAGGAUUCAGCCUCAAUCUGCUAGCUGCCAUCCAUCCUCCAUCCGCCUCCAGACACUCACACAGGACCUUCACCGCCUUCACUGGUUCUGAUUUGAAAGAUAAUUUAUUGAAUUUCUAUACUGCCCUAUACCUGGGGGUCUCAGGGUGGUUCAUAGAAUAAAAUCAAGAUAUAAAACCACAAAAUACCUAAUAAAAAUAAAAACAGCAACCCAAUACCCCCCCCAAAAGCCACACACAUUUUAAAAGGGCAUAGGUUGUAUAUCAGAUCAACCAAAUGCCUGGUUAAAGAGGAACAUUUUUGCCUGGCGCCUACAGGUGCAUAAUGAAGGUGCCAGGCAAACUUCCCUUGGGAGAGUAUUUGAAAUAUAGUAGUAGUUGGCAAUAAGCGUAGCAGAGUAUUUAUAAUAGUUGCUGCUAAUAAGCGUUGCAGCAGAGUAUUUGAAAUAUAAUAGUAGUUGUCAAUAAGCGUUGCAGCAGAGUAUUUGAAAUACAAUAGUUGUUGUCAAUAAGCGUUGCGGCAGAGAGUAUUUGAAAUAUAGAUGUCGUCAAUAAGCGUCACAGCAGAGUAUUUGAAAUAUGUAUAAUAGCUGUUGUCAAUAAGCGUUGUAGCAGAGUAUUUGAAAUAUAAUAGUUGUUGUUCUUUGUACCCUGCCCAUGUGACUGGGUUGCCCCAGCCACCCUGCGCGGCUUCCGAGAUACAUAAAAUCAUAAUAAAACAUUACACAUUAAAAGGCUUCCCUGUACAGAGAAUGCAGUAUAUGGUAAAUGAAACGAACAGUGAGCAAUAAAAAUCGGGAGAAAUUAUUUGGGGCAGGGGGCAUGACCCAUUGCAACAAAAGCAGAGGUUGCAUCCGCACCACACCUUUGGAAGCACGUUUGCACCACCUGGACAGCUCUGAAUAAUUGUAGAAGCUGUAGUUUACUCUCCACAGAGCUGCAGUUCCCAGCACCCUUUAGUGAACUACGGGAGGCUUUUAAGCAGAGGUUGGAUGGCUGCCUGUCGUGGGGGCUGUUGUUGAGAUUCAUGCAUUACAGGAAGUUGGAUUAUAUGACCUUGGGGUCUCUUCCAACUCUACUGUUCUAUGAUUCUAUAGUAUUUCCCAGGAUUCUUGGGAGGAAGUCAAGUACAGUACAGUACUUUAAAUGCAAGGGGCAGGGAGGUUGGGGAAUGCAUCAAGCAAUUUAUAGCCUCGAUUUAAAUUGCAGUGUCCACUGAUGUUUGUCUGGGCUGUUUUUGACCUAGACAGCCUUUUAUGGCCUGGGUCCUGGAUUCCUAAGGAACCUGCUCUACUUGCUGCAGUCACACAAUCAGGCUCUUCUCUGCCUACCCUCACAGGGAGAGGCUGGAAGAAUGACAGGGGGACACGUGGCUCUUUCUUGGGUGGUUCCUCUGCUUUGGAACAACCUGUCUUUAGAUAUGAGAAGCCACUUACCUCUGCUGUUUCCCCCUAAAGGCUGAUGCACUAGUCGAUUCAGCAGGCAUUUUUAUUUGUCUUUUGUCCACUUUUCUAAUAAUUGAUUUAUUAAGAGAGUGUGGCUGUCCCAAAGUCACUCGCUAAGCUUCAUAGUUUGCUGGAGAUUUGAGCCAUGAUCUCUCCACAUGCUGUCUGGGGCUGAUGAGAGUUGGAAUGUAAGAGCCCUGCUGGAUCAAGCUGAAGGCCCAUCUACUCCAUCAUGCUGUUCUUGCAUUGUCCUGCCAGAUGCCCAGGGAAAGCCUGCAAGCAGGACCUGAGUGCAAUUGAUUUAACUUGCUUUUUGUUUUACAACUUUAUCUUUUAAAAUAAAAUGGGGCUCACUACUUCAUACAUUUAGAAAACAUGUUGCAGAGCGCUGUUAUUUAAUGCCUGUGUCUCAGAAGCCUGAGUAGCUUCAACUAAUAGUAUGGCAUUUAGUGUUGGCAUUUCAGGCAUCUCCUGGGUCUUUUUUAUGCCGACAGGCCUGUUCCGCUGUUCAAACUUAUUAGAUGAGCCAGUCGUUUUUAUGAUUUUUUUUGGUGUUCCUUUUAUGAUGUUUUAUGUGUUGACAACACAAUUUAUUCAUUCUUUUGUAUGGGGGCAGCCUGUAAAUACUUUAACCCAUCAAUUAAUUAAUGCAGCCUGAAAUAUUUUAGACGAAUAGUUCAUAUUACAAAGUGACAUUCAGCCCCCUUGAUUGCCUAGACUACAGUACACUAACCUCUAUACAGCUCCCUUUCUCUCUUCUCCUUGUUAUCAGUCCGCGUGCCUCUGUUACCCUUUCUCCUUUCUUUCCUUUCCACCGACAGCGAUUGUGCUCCUCUUACAUUAAAUAUCUUGUUUCUCGGGUAUCCCAGCCUUCUAGUUACCCUUAUCUCCUGGACUCACUUCCUACUUGUCCUCUUUCUUGCCGUAUAUCCUCUGCACUCUCCCUACCUAUUGCUGCCAACACAGCACAUCCCUUUUGCUAAGCCAUGGGUUUUCUCCCAUCCAAAAUGGCUGCUAACUUCCCUUGUGGAAAAACCAUUAUUCAUCAAUGUUCUGUUCCUCUUCACCAAACAGAAUAUUUAUGGUCAUUCCUUGAUACCGUGGCAUAUUUCAAAAUGGCCAGAUGGGGAUCACACUGUGUGCAUAUCGGAAAGAUACCUCUCAGCUGUAGCUUAGGAUAGGCUAUAUUUCUCAAUACAGUUUUUUUGUAUUUUAUGAAUACAUUCACAGAUAUGCAGAAUAGCAGUGGGGUCUGUCUUUGGAUAGAUUUCUGAUGCAUUCCAUAGAGCUGAGUGAGUUCCCUACUGCAUGUUUUUUAAAAGCAAAUAUAAAUAGUUUUACAUGAAGUUAACCUGACAAGUGAACAUUAUUUUCCAAAAAUGUAUGUGAUUGGCAGACAGCUUGAUAGAUGAACAAACAAAAACUAAUUAGUAGACAUUCAUUUCAAUCAUGUAUUUAUUAGCCUUGUUAAAAUGCAAAUUUAAUGUCAAGCAUAUUGUGUUCACACUCACUGUCUGGAAUAAUAAAGUAGGGAAUCUGUAUGUAGGUAAUUGUUGGCUGUGCUGCACAGCCUUUUUUACUUGAGUGUAGCUCUGUUAAAUGCCUGCAUGUAAGAAGUAAAGCAUUCCAGAAUUAGCUGCAUUUUGGUUCUUCAUCAGCAAUGCUUGAAUGCCUAAAUGAACAAACACUGCAUUGUGAAGGUGGCACGCUCAUCUCUUAAUUGACUUUCUUUUUAAACGAAUGUUCACGAAUGCAUUCAAAACUCAGGGGGAAGAAAGACUAAAUGAAUGACUUGUUAUGAAUGUAACUCCUAUUCCUGUUGGUAUUGAGGGGUCAGCUCCCACAUCUGUUCAGCUGACUAGACUGAGGCUGCAAUCCUAUACACUCACAACCUGAAACUAAGCCUGAUUGAACAAUGGCUCUUAUCCAUGGUGGCUCCAUUGUUAGAGGCAGUAUGCCUCUAAAUACCAGUUGCAAGGAAUCACAAGAGGGGACAAUACUGCUGCACUUAGGUCUUGUUUGUGGACUUCCCGGUUAGUAUCUAGUUGGCUCCCCAUGGGAACAGGAUGCUAGACUAGGUGAGCCACUUGCCUGAUCCAGCAGGGCUCAUCUUAUGUUAUUCCUUAUGUUCUAACAUAGUGGGACUGACUUGCAAGGGGUUAUACUGGAAAGACCAGGGAAGGACAGUGGGACAAGAGUAGCAUUCAGCCACCCUCCAGCUUUGCAGUGUUCCCUACUGUGAAGCUACCCAACUUUUGCUCUUCCUCACUUGUUGCUGCCUCGUUUCUUCUUGUUGUAAGAACCCAGAAGAUGUGUACAGAAGCAGUAAGCAAUGGCUGUUUGCCCUUCCCUAUUCAUGGACAUUGGUAGACACCAUGAGGAAGGCUGGCCUGAGGUCUUCGUGUUGGAAUGUUGUUUUGAGAAAGCAAUACAUCUCCAAUAGCAUAUAUUUUUUGCCAUUAAUUUGAGAGUAGUUUGUUGUUUUUUCAAGUGAAUUAAAAUAGUUAUGAAUUUCCAGAGCCCAUUCCUAGCCAGAGGCCUGCUUCCCAAAGAAGAUGAUUUGGGUCAUUUACCAAAUUUUAUUUCAUUUAUACACUACUCUUUCUGGAAAAAGCUCUGGGCAGCAUGCAUUGCUUCACCCAACUCCAUCUGACAACAGCCCUCUGAGUUAGGUUAUUUAUUUAUUUUUAAUUUGGUUUUACAAAUGUAAAUUAGUUACAAUACCAAAUACAUAUCCAUAGAAUGAGAUAACUCUGAAUCCCGAGACUUCCCCCAUGGGUCCUAUUGUUAAUGUUUCCGACUGCAUAUCAUUUCAUAAUUAUGGUUUGUAUCUAUCCAUAUUGUCCGUAGUAUUUGUUACAUUACAAGUAGGAUUAAAAUCCUGCUAAUGUUUUCAUCUGCUCACAGUGGUCUCCUAAAUAAAUUAUAAACUUUCCCCAUUCUUUUUUGAAUUUCUUUUCUUCUUGGUCUCUGAGUUUAGCCAUUUCAGCAUAGUCUAAGAGCUUGAUUUGUCAUUUCUCUCUGGUAGCGAUUACCUCUGAGCUAGGUUAUGGCAGGAGAGAGUGUGGCUGUCCCAAAGUCACUCGCUAAGCUUCAUGGUUUGCUGGAGAUUUGAGCCAUCAUCUCUCCACAUGCUGUCUGGGGCUGAUGAGAGUUGGAAUGUAAGAGCCCUGCUGGAUCAAGCUGAAGGCCCAUCUACUCCAUUAUGCUGUUCUUGCAUUGUCCUGCCAGAUGCCCAGGGAAAGCCUGCAAGCAGGACCUGAGCGCAAUAGCACUCUCCCUUACUUGUGAUUCCAGUAACUGAUAUUCAGAGGCACAUUGCCUCCUAACAGUGGAGGGAGAACAUAGCCCCCAUGGCUAGUAGAGAGCACCUCAUUGGCUACCCUUGGUUGAGAAACAUUUGCUUCUGCAUCUGGAAGAGGCAGACUUUGCCAGUCUAAUUUUGUUUUCUCGCUGCUUUGGGUUGGCUUCUUGACAGAUUCUUUUCAAUACGUGCUGGUGACUUCAUUUGGAAAAUUUUAAGAAAAGACUUGAUUCAGCUUCUAUUGUGAAGCAGAAAGGGCAAUUUAUUGAUUUAAAACAUUUAUAACUUGCCUUUUCAAUGCGUGAAGAUGCUUCUAACAAAGCGUCCACUAAUGCAAUAGCAAUAAAACCAAAGUCCCAUAAAGUCACUAAAUUGUGCAUCCUAUGGCGGUAGUAUUUUACAAGCAGAAAUGCCCACUUAAACGUCUUGCAGCAGAGGAAGGUUUUGCCUCUUCCCUGGAUUGCUGCAAAACAUUAGAGCUGCAGACCAUUUUGUGACAGUUCUUCCACAACUGUGGGGCAGUCUCCUAUCCCACGUAUCCUCCCCUCAUGUGAUAUGGGGCACACAGUUGACUACCCCCACUCUGCAGAAUAUAAACAGGGAAGCUUGUGUGGGAAAGGCUGUCUCUGAGCUAUAUGGGUUCCUACCAGACCUUGGAAGAGAUGCUUAAAGGUAAAAUCCAGCACUUGGUCCCAGAAAUAAAUUGGCCACCAUUGUAAUGGUUGUAAAAUGGAAUAUAUUUCUGAAAUACACAGGUCCAUGCUGCAACAGCCUACAGUUAAUGCAGUUCAAAAGAAUUAUCAAGGGAGGGAGGGAAGGAUGGAACAGGCAAAUUCAGGUUCUUACCAUUUAAUUCUGAGGGCAGAGACGUCAGUGGUACUUGAACCCAACUGAGCUGAUGGAGGAGAUUUUGUUUUCUCCCCUUUCCCUUGAUAGCAGGCACAUGACUUGCCAUUUGCAGGCAAACUUCCAGACUGUAGAUAUGCACUUGACCGUAAUUCUCUAAAUGUCUCUUCUUGCAUUUAACAUGGAUGGUCCUGUGGAGUACAGUGUUCAAGGUUAAGCCAGAGAUGCUCUUGCUUUGUAGUCUCUUACUUUCUGGUCACUUGUUUAUAUAGCUGAUAAUGUAUCUGAUAACUGUGCUCACUGCAAACAAAGUUUUAAUCGUCUCAUUUUAUGCAGGGAUUCAAGCCAGUUGUAUCUACAGAAUCGCCAAGUCUAAUAUUUGCAACACCAACUAAAAUUGCCUCAGAAGGACCGUCCACCAUCGAGUAUCUUGGUAAAAACCGGGUACCGGAGCUGCAGAAGUUUUUUCAGGUGGGAAGAAACAAUAUUCAAUCAAUAAUCUUAGUUGAAUUUGUGUCUGAUCGCUGGGGAUGCUGAAUGCUUGAGGCUUGCAGAAGUGUUGAUAAAAUGCUGCUAAUAUCUUUGUUUCUAUGUUUACAUUAGAGGUCAACAGUAUUUUAAAAAGAACUUGAAACAAAUUUUACAGCAGGCUAAAUGUAAGUUCAGCGCUAGGUGCACUCUGCUUGAUUUUUGCCUCCUCCUCACCUCUCUCUCUCCCUCUCCUGUUCUCUUUCCCCCUGCCCAAUCUUCAACCAUGCUUUAUCUGAAAAUUAUCCUGUUUGUCCUUUGCUUGAUUAUUCUUACAAGGUUGAAGCUUUCAAUGAAAUGUGUAAUAAAUAUAGGGGUUGCUCGUGCGUAAGUUGCCGCCACUCCUGGCUAGGUUGCCUUGUUAAACCUUUUCUGUCUGGACAGCCCUUCACUUCGUGGCUGUUUCAGUCGCUAGCAGAAUCCGUCAGUGGGCGUUUCUUAAACCUUUUCCAGCAUAAAAGCUGUUUGACGCCAAGUCUCCUCCUACUCUCCCUGCGCGGAAGUCUUCUGCGCAGGGAGGGUGUGGGUAGCGGAGGGCCCGUACUCUCCCCGCUGGUCUCCAGCGAGGAGUCCUGGAGCCCCCUCGCCGAUUCCCCCAUCUCCCUGGUGUUACGCUGAUUUCCUUCCCCAGCUGAUGAGCUGCCUCUCUCCCUGCUGGGCCCUUUUCCAGCAUCGCUUGGGAGCCUUGUCUCCACCUCUAGCUCCGAUGUCAGUUCCCUGACAAAAUGGAAGGUCUUUGGCAGAGACAAAGACCAAGUGUGGGAUUCAACUAAUGAUUUCUGUCCGUGGAAGCCCUGAGUGAGGGCUUCCGCUUGUGUAUUGGGGCUUUGGCUUCUUCUCUUCUCCUUUGCAUGCCUCCCCCCAAAAACUGGCUUGGGAGAGACCCCAGAACAGCAUAUGGGAGGAGGAGAGUGGAGAUCGUUCUAUCCCGCAGGCCAAAAUGCUUGCUGCGACAGAACAGCCACCUUGGUGCAACGUUGAAUUACUCUCUGAGAGGACAAAGACUGGAACCUGGGAAAAGACAUGGAUAUCUGAAGGGGGCACACAGGCUUGUACACAAGUAGUAAUAACUGUGGAGAAUAUGGAGAAAAGGAGCUGUUGAGAACAUUUAAGAAUCAUCCCCCAAAACUUGGCAGACCAUUUUUUGCUUUUGAGUCCUCUCUUGGCAAUGUCAGUAUGUUGCUGCACAAUAUAUUUCUCUCUGCACUACUCAUGCAUCUAUGGUAGCAGUUCUCAAAAUUCUGGACCAAAUUCCAGUUUCUACUUUUAAGAAAGAGCACUGUACAUGCAGAGUUCUGCUUGCAAGUUACGUGUUCCACUUCUACAACAGCAGCAUUUUGGACAACAUCUGCUGAUACGAAUAAACUCAGCACUAAUCUUUUUUUGCUUCUUCAGUCUGUUGCAGAUGUUUGCCAUAUUCAGGUCAGUCUUGCCCAUGGGCAGUUACAUAGUCAGGUUAAAACCCAACAGUUAAACAUUGCUAUUAACGUUAUGCAACUACUAAUAAAUGCAGUGGGUUUAGCAGUAGAGAUCAGUGUAAACCACUGGAGCACCUUGCAUGGAAUAUGCAAAACUCCCUUGUUCUGAUAGAAUAACAGAUCUUUAAGAAGCUCACUUUUUCUCGCAUUCUGUUUUUAUUUGGAAAACACUCCCGCUCUUAAUUGGUGUUAUUUCCUUUUCCCUUGAAACCUCACGACUUGCAAGUUAGUAAUGCUUUUCCAGGAAGCAUCUUGUGUGAUUAGCCACUUAAAGGAAUACUCUGCCGUAUUCUUUUAUACUGUGUGUAAGUGAAUAGUGCAGAUGUGAUGUGGGAGUCAUGUAACGAUCCUCAUCAGUGCAAGCCCUGUGUGCGGGCUUCUGUUUGUGCCAUGUGGCUUUUCUUUUCCCCAUCUCCUCCCUCUGUGUGCCCCCAAAAUUGGCUCUAGGUGGAGGUUGGGAGAAUCCCUAGAACAAUCCUUCGGGAGAGGGGGAUCGUUCCAUCUGGCAAUCUGAUAUGUCUGCUCAGAUGGAAUGUUUGUAGUAGCGUGACAUUGAGUCCCUCCCUUAGUUUCCCUUUCCCCUCCCAUAAAGUCUGGAUGUGGUGAACUUCCUUGUGAUUUCACAACGCUGUGCUCCCUGAUAGGCUACCAAUGACAGGAAACAUGAAAUGUCACAGUGUCAGAAACCUAAGAAGUUGCCAUUUAACAACUCAGACUCUGUGUCCGUCUGUUCCAGCAUCACCUUCUGCAGUGGGCAGAGGCUUUCCAGGGUUUCAGACAGAGGUUUUUCCCACCAUCCGUUACUUGAUCCUUUUGGCUAGAAGUGCCAGUUACUGAACCUGGAGUUUCCUGCUUGCAGCUGUUUGCUCUGUGGCUGAGCUGUGGCCCCUCUCUGAUGUCAAGACAGGAGGGCCAAGUGUUAGGAAAGGAGAGGGAGGAUCUACAUGUGUAGCUGCUUAAAUACUGAGCACAGCCCAUAGAAGUCAGAUCUGUUUCCCUCCACUUGCCAUUCAUGCCACCACUGAGCUGCAUGUACCUGGCCUGUGACACAGGCUAAUAUAUGUAGUUAACAUGCAUGGACCUCUGCUAAAGGUUCCCAGGGCUUUAGAAGUUAGCGUGGGCUGUGUUGUGGGUGUGUUCUGCCCUUAAACUGGAUGGAGUUUGGUGGGCUACACUUAAUUAUUGAGAACUUGUAUAAAUAAUGCAAAUGUGCAUAUUUGCUUUGAGUAAUCUCUCAUUGCUGUCAUAAGAAAGGUCAGGAACUUACGCAGGUCACCGAAGCCAUAGUCUGUGCUCUCUGCUAGCUGCUAUCUUGGUUUAGCUUUCAUUCACAUUUUGUACAAAUAGACUUUAGCUUGGGGGAUGGUAAUGUACAUGCUUUUAUUAAUUCUUAUGUAUAUAUUUUAUUGAUAACAGAAGCCCGAUGGUUUGCCAGUGCACCUGAAACGGGGCCUUCCUGAUCAGCUUCUUUACCGGACCACGAUGGCACUAACAAUAGGAGGGACCAUCUACUGUCUGAUAGCGCUCUACAUGGCAGCCAACCCAAAAAAGAUGAAAUGA
Molecule: messenger RNA, 10420 nt
Organism: Podarcis lilfordi (Lilford's wall lizard)
Lineage: Eukaryota; Metazoa; Chordata; Lepidosauria; Squamata; Lacertidae
Source: the annotation of a GenBank genome assembly